ACCUCUGCAAUCAUUGCCACAAUGAAAGACAAGACGCAGAGGGUCAACCUAUCAACAGUAUCUGAAUUUGUUCUUGUAGGUCUUUCUGAUGCCCUGGAAAUCCGUUUGCUUCUCUCUGGGCUGUUUUUGAUUGUUUAUUUAGCCACCAUAGCAGGCAACAUCACAAUCCUUGUUGCCAUUAGCACAGACGCUCGUUUGCACAACCCCAUGUACUUCUUCCUUGGCAACUUGUCCUUACUGGAUGUUCUCUGCCCCACUGUCACCGUGCCCAAGAUGCUGGAGGCCUUGUUGCUGGAGAACAAGGUGAUUUCCUUCACUGGCUGUGUGGUCCAGCUGUUCUUCCUCGUUGACAUUGUGGGCACAGAGAUUUUUCUCUUGGCCGUGAUGGCGUACGACCGCUACGUCGCAAUAUGUCAUCCGCUGCAGUACGUGAAUAUCAUCAGUAUGAAGCUCUGUGCUCACCUCGCCAUCGGCACCUGGGUAGUCGGGUUUUUUAACUCUCUGCUACACACAUCUUUGGUGUUUACGCUAUUGUUUUGUGAUUCUAAUGAAGUUGACCAAUAUUACUGCGAUAUUCCCCCCAUGCUGGCUGCCUCCUGCUCACCUACUUAUACCAAGACAACCCACAGUAGAGAGCUGGUAAUUCUCACAGUGGCUGGGGUCCUUGGGAGCAGCGCCUUUGCAAUCACCCUGAUCUCAUACAUCUACAUCCUCUGGGCGAUCCUGGGCAUGAAUUCUUCGGAGAGCAGGCACAAAGCUUUCUCCACUUGUGGGUCUCACCUGACCGUCGUGUGCCUCUUCUACGGGACCACCAUUUGUACGUACGUACGGCCUUCCUCCACCUACUCCCCUCAUCGGGACAGGAUAGUUUCCAUGCUCUAUGGAAUCCUCACCCCCCUGCUAAACCCCAUCAUCUACAGCCUGAGGAACAAAGAAGUUAAAUGUGCCCUAAGAAGAGUGAUCAGCCAGGUGAGAGCCGCUUCAACAAGACAAUGAUGUGUCUUUCAGUCUCUGGAGCCCUAGGAACUGGACAGGCACCAUGGUUUGAUGGAGCUUCUCUAACUUCAGCCGCCUAAAAGUCAGAUGGUGGAAUCAAAGCUCCUUCUCUGGGCUCCCUUUACUGUUAAAAAGGGAGGCCAACUGGAUGGCACAGCUUUAGGUCAUUGUAACAAGAGGAGAUGUCUUCAACUGGUAAUGUUUUUCUCCACUAAGCAUAGAGGAAGGUUGGAUGAGACCCUCAGCGUUAGGCACAGGUGUUGGAUGUAUAUCUUAGAGUGUGAAUGCUUAGAGUGGGAAUUGGUACUAUCAGCACACUUAGAUACACAUUCUUCUGUUUUAAAGCGGUUUGUAGGGCUGGUGCCUCUUACUGACCACAUUGCUUCUGCAGAAAAUGUGAGCACGUCCUUUGUGGGACAUCGACUGGAAGAAAAGCUCCUUUGCCAUCACUUAAGGUCAUCAGUCUGGGUGUGUUUUCAACCAGCGUGCCAAGAAUCCAACUGCAACACCUGCAGUGCCACCAGGCCAUGGUUUGCACCAUGUAUCUCAAAAUCAGUCUGCCAGGGUGCAAAUCAACUCCCAUAAACUAGAGAUGUGAGCUGUGCUGGUGUCUGUACAUUAAAACUAAACUCUUACAGCUUGAGAUGGACCUCAGGCGGCGUUAAAGUGCUGUGUGACAUAUCAUCCCAGCUGUUGCGGCAGGUGUUAAAUCACUGAUGUAACUUUGUUUGCACGCUGCUCCUUACUAAAAAGCAGAUGUGAAGCACGGCUGUUCAGUGUUUGCUGUCCUGGUGUGAGGGAUAAGCUGAUGGCUUUCCUGCAGGAAUUCAUCUUAGUGGUAGCAAAUGCACGUUCUUCCCAUUAAAACAGUGGAAAUAAUUCAAGCUUCAUCCAUCCUCAGUUGUUGGUCAUGUUGACAAUGGGUUCAAAAGUAAACUGUAACAAAGAAAGAGCUUUUCUCCAGCGUAAUGCACUCUGCAUUUUUUAAGUACAUUUCACCAACUUAAGAAAAUGCGUGCAAGUCUAUUGAAGACCAUUUACAUUUCAAAGUCAAGCAUUAAGAAGGUGGUAAGGCCACUCUUGUAGCUGUAAUGCUACAGAGCUUCCCAGAAAGUUCAGGGUUUUUCAAAACACAAGUUUUAAUGGCGUGCAAGGUGACCCAAGGUAUCCUCUACUGCCAAACAGGGGCUAUAGAGCAGCAGAGGAGAGCAGUAGAUGUUUGCACAGGGUUUCCUGUGAUUCUUGAACUAUGACAGUGAAAUAUAUUUUUUAAAAAAGGGCUAUUUAUUCCAAAGCCAAAUGACAAGACGUGCAUCAAAGUGGACAAGGUGACAGUCCACACAUCAAAAAACCAAUGCACACGGAAAACGUGGUAGAGGCUGGAGCACCGUUCUGCUCCCGGGGUCACCAACCGCUCUGCAGGGUCCCAGGAAUUACUGCAGAUGUUAUAUGGUGGCGGGGAGCAGGAACCAGCCCAGGGACCUGCCUGUUCUUGCCUGCAACGCAAGGGAUGCAGCUGCAGUGACCCAAGGACUGUCCUGUCACCGUGCAGAGGGUGAGCACUGGGGAUCAGGACAAUCCUCACCCCACAGACAUCCCCUCCUUGUUCCUCCUCCCAGCGGGGCUCAUGGGACAGGAGGGACACAGCAGGGACAGCUGGUCAUAUGGGAGGGAUGGGACUCUCCUAGGGCUGCCACGAGGGGCCACUCUUGCCAUGUGGCUUCCCCAGAGUGAUGGAGGGGAAG
Molecule: messenger RNA, 2741 nt
Organism: Columba livia (rock pigeon)
Lineage: Eukaryota; Metazoa; Chordata; Aves; Columbiformes; Columbidae
Product: olfactory receptor 5F1-like
Exons: 2
Coding region: 22-996 (324 amino acids)
Biological process (GO): G protein-coupled receptor signaling pathway
Cellular component (GO): membrane
Molecular function (GO): G protein-coupled receptor activity; odorant binding; olfactory receptor activity
Source: RefSeq, a predicted model, not a curated record